This is a messenger RNA of Vicia faba (fava bean), 720 nucleotides long. NCBI's taxonomy places the organism in Eukaryota, Viridiplantae, Streptophyta, Magnoliopsida, Fabales, Fabaceae. The record is from the annotation of a GenBank genome assembly.
AUGUUUCGCUACUUGCGUUCUUCCAUUUCCCAUGCCCGUGAGUCUCUUCUUGCUGCAUCGAAAACCACACUUCCAUCUCAUACUACCUUCUUGCGCGGAUAUGUCAGAAGAUUUUCUAGUGUAAGUUGGGGUUUGAGUGGGAGGAAUCAAAAUGAGAAUGUGAAUGCAAAUUCAAAUGCAAGUCUUCGUCCAGAUUUUUUGCGGGAUAUAGAGAAUAUGAACUCCAGAAGUGAGAAGGCUGAGACUGAUGGGAAUUUCAGGCGUAUGGACUUUGUAAGAGGGGCUAUAGAAGAAGAUGAAAAGGGUAUUAUGGGGAGUUAUCUAUACAACCAGUAUCAUUAUGAGCAUGAUGCUGAUUUUGUUCAUAUAAAGAUGCUGCGUAACAAUACCUUUGUUACAGUGACCGAUGCUAAAGGAAACGUAAAACUUAGUGGCUCUGCUGGUUCCUUGAAAGACAUGAAAUCAGGACAAAAGCUAUCUAGGUAUGCUGCUGAAGCAACUGCAGAAGUGGUUGGACGAAGAGCUAGGGGUUUGGGGUUAAAAUCGGUUGUCAUGAAAGUGAAUGGAUUUACUCAUUUUCGAAGGAAAAGACAAGCAAUAUUGAGCUGGAGGGAGGGGUUUACUGAUUCCCGAGGGGAUAAAAAUCCAAUUGUAUACAUUGAAGAUACAACUCGCCGUCCCCAUAAUGGCUGCAGACUGCCAAAGAGCCGACGUAUCUAG